Astrephomene gubernaculifera is the source of this 4490-nucleotide messenger RNA. The record is from the annotation of a GenBank genome assembly. NCBI's taxonomy places the organism in Eukaryota, Viridiplantae, Chlorophyta, Chlorophyceae, Chlamydomonadales, Astrephomenaceae.
GUGCAUGUCCUGCAGGGCCGUUCCAUCCGCUACCUUGCCAUUCUUUAGUUGGUUACAUUGUAGGCUUUACGAACAUAUUUCUGCGUCUUUUUGUAUAAUGAAAAAUCAGGGCACUCAACUGACAUAGAACUCCAACGGAGCUGGUUCUUUCGCAAACCAGGACUGAACAACAGCAAGAAUGUCGGUUUUCGAGGAGCUCGGCGUUAUGCCGGAGCUAUGUAAAGCUGUGGAGGAUCUAGGCUGGACGCUUCCGACGCCUGUACAGGUGGAAGCGAUCCCGCUUAUCUUAGGAGGCGGUGAUGUCAUGGCGGCAGCGGAGACGGGAAGCGGCAAGACCGGGGCCUUCGCAAUUCCCGUCCUCCAAAUCGUGCAUGAGGCCCUCCGACAACGCAUGCGCCCGCCUUCAGCUGCCCCCGCCGCCUCCUCCGCCUCCUCCCCCGGCCCCGGCCGCAGCAGCAAAGCCGCCUCCGCCUCCUCCACCGCCGCCACGUGCAGCCUGAGUGCGGACGACCGCGACCCUCACGUGGCCGUGUCGGCCGACGGACGCAGGGCGCAGAGCCGCAACGAGAAGUCGUGGGGCGGCGUGCGGGGGAGCGUGGGGGUGUUUGCGGCGUGCGGGGGCAAGGUGUAUUACGAGGUAACGGUUAACGACGAGGGUUUGAGUCGUGUGGGGUGGAGCUGCCGUACCGCCUCCCUGGAUCUGGGUACGGACAAGCUGGGGUUCGGGUACGGCGGUACGGGCAAGAAGAGCCACAACCGACAGUUCGACACGUACGGAGAACCCUUCGGCGCCGGUGACGUCAUCGGCUGCUUGCUCGACUGCUCCUCCGGCGGCGGCGGCGUCUCCUUCACCCGCAACGGCACGCCGCUGGGUCCCGCCUUCUCCCUGCCGCCCGCCCUCUCCAACCAAAUCCUCUACCCCACCAUCUGCCUCAAAAACGCCGAGGUCUCCGUCAACUUUGGCGCCCCAAGCGGGGAUCCGCCCCUCGCGCACCCGCCCCCGCCCGGCUACAUCCCCCUAGCCAAGGCGCCGGAUGCAUGGGUGCUGGCGGCGCCGGAGGCGGGGGGCGGCGGCGGCGGAGCCGCCGCCGCCGCAGGCGCCGCCAGCGUCCGCCUUCCCGUGUGUCUUAUUCUGGAGCCCGCACGCGACCUCGCCGAGCAGACCGCCAACUGCAUCCGGGACUUUGGCAGGCACCUGGCUGCUCCCAGCCUGAGCUGCGGGCUGUUCGUGGGCGGGGUGGAUCCGGGUCCGCAGCUGCGGUCGCUGCGGGAGGGGGUGGACAUUGUGGUGGGCACCCCGGGGCGGGUGGUGGACUUUGUGGAGAGCGGCAAGAUCGUGCUGGACCAGGUCCGCUUCUUCGUGUUGGACGAGGCGGACAGGCUUAUAUCCGACAACCCCGAUGUCAUUCUGAAGCUCUUCGCGCGCCUGCCCAAGGGGGGCACGGGGGUCAACCGGCUGCAGGUGCUUCUGUUCUCCGCCACGCUUCACUCCCCCGAGGUGCGCUCCAUGGCCGACCGCAUCUGCGUCACCCCCACGCUGGUGGACCUGAAGGGGCGGGACGCGGUGCCGGAGACGGUAGAUCAUGUGCUGAUCCGAGUGGACCCGCGGGAGGACCGAAGCUGGCUGCAGAGCCGACCGCAGGUCUACACUGACGGCUGUCACGCGCUCGACCGGCUGGACACCUCCUCGCCCUCCCCACCCGCCGAGACCCUGUCGGAGGCAGUCAAGCGGCUCAAACCCCGGCUGCUGGUACGGCUGCUGGAGUCCCUGAAGUGCGAUCAGGCGCUCAUCUUUUGUCGCACAAACCACGACUGCGACCAGCUGGAGAAGUACCUCAACGGGCUGGGAGCAGGCGGCGGCGGCGGGGGGGAGGAGACGGGCGGGAAGGGGGGCGGGGGAAAAGGGGUUGCGGGAGGUGCGGGUGUGUUUCGUGGCAAGCGGGAGAGCGGCAAGGAGAACCCCUUCAGCUGCGUGGUGCUUGCGGGGGCACGGAGUGUUGACGAGCGGCGCGCCGCGCUGUCCGCCUUCAAGGAGGGCGACGUGCGCUUCCUCAUCUGCACCGACGUGGCGGCCCGCGGGCUGGACAUCCGCGAGCUGCCGUACGUCAUCAACAUGACGCUGCCGGACCGGAGCGAGGACUACAUACACCGGAUCGGCCGAGUGGGUCGCGCCGACACGCUGGGUCUGGCCAUCAGCCUGGUGUCGCAGGUGCCGGAGAAGGUGUGGUACUGCACCGUGAAGGGGCUGAAGCCCUGGCUGGCUCCGGACGCGGCAAACACCAAGACCACCGACAAGGGGGGACACACCAUUUGGUACGACGAGCGGUCCCUGCUGUCGUCCAUUGAGACGCGGUUGGGCCGCCCCAUCCCCGCCAUGAGCGAGGACCUGACCCUGCCUCCGGAGCUGAGGGAGCGGCUGGCGGCGGGGGGGGAGGCGUACGGGCAGCAGCGGGGGGGAGGUACCAGCAAGGAGGUUUCGGAGCACCUGGAGCAGAUCGCCGCCAAUGUGGCCCAGCUGGCUUCCCUGGAGUGGAGCGUGCAGAGCAGCUUCCUGCGACUUAAGCAGCGCUGGCAGAAGGUGUAGGAGCGGGCGGGAUGGCUGGGGAAGGGGAAGGGGGGCGCGUGCGGGGACGAAGACGGUGCAGGAGCGUUCUCGAAGACCAACUGUUGAAAUUUAAAGACUUUAUAAUAUAUUGUACAUUGCAAGGAAAGCUAAAGCUGUGCUGACUUCAGCCAGGCCUGUAGCAGCUAAUAGUGCAGCUGAUUAGGUUUGAUGGUGGUGAGCUAGCUGUUGGACUGGGAUGGGUACGAUGAUGGGGGGCGGGUGUGUGGGGGACUGUCAUGGGUGUCAUGCUGCGUAAGGCACGUGUCCAUGCCGCUGAGGCAGCUGAGCGGCAGUGGAGGCGGUAUGCCCUACGUGUGUAAGCAUCCUUGGGAGUUGGGGGAGUGUGGGACUGGCCGGAGGUUUCGCGUAAGUAGGUUGGUAGGGACUUACCAAGGAGCAAAGGAGCGAAGAUGACCGGGUUACGCAUGCUAUGAGGAGGAUGCGGGGUAAGCUACCGGUGCCGUAGAUUCAUGCGGGAAAGCGCAGUUGGAAUUGUUAAAGCUGUAGCUGGCUGUAGAUUGUUGGCGUGCUGGGGCGUUGUGCUGGGCGUUGUGGAGGGGAUCCCAGCUGGCGAGGAUGAGGCCAUGCAGCAAAGUACGGGUGGAGGAAGCGGCAGGAUGAGGGAUAAAGUACGAUGCAUAUUGUGGCUCAAUUGCAAAGUGGUGCCGUACUAGUUAUGCAGGGUAUCAGAAGUGGCGCGCUCACACGAACAGCAGACUAUGUAGCAAGAGAGUGUUAAGAGGCCUCCUGUUUUAUGCUACAACUGCUUCAGCAAUGCAUUUUGUUCUGUUGGGAGGACGCCGCGGCAGUGUUUCGCGUUAGGAAAGGAUGCAGUCAGGAACAAGAACGACCUGGCAUAUUCCGAGCAUCAUGAUUAUUUUUUGGCUUCCUGAUCGCAAGGGAUGUAGGUUGGUGCGUUCCAGCAAGUGCGUGGACGAACCCACGUUGAGAAAGCCUAGGUUCUUGUGAAACUUGGGACGCGUGUUUCACUGCUUAUGAACUUCCACAAAUGUCGGACGUGUUGCAUAGUGUAGUGAUUACUACGUUUUCUGCCCGUUCAUGCUUCGUAAGAUCGUAACGAAGGUUUCCGUCCGUAUGCAGAAACGUACGGCCCAGUCGUGCUCAAUUUCUCCAUCUGCAUAGCUAGCUUCGUUAACGCAGCUGUCUUUGGUUUGUACAGUACAGGACAUACUUGCUUGGGCCACCUGAAGAGCAGCGCUUAGCUCACGUGCGGUCCGCUUUUGCAGCGGUCGCCGGAGUCGUAACAAUUGCCGCUUAAGACUCGCUUACUGUUUAUGAACUCAACCAGUGAACCGCGCUUAUUAUUUAGUUAAACUUGGACAGGGGCCCACGUCAACAGCACAGAGCCAAUAACUUGUAAAGAUGAUCAGGAUAAAGCAGUCUGGUUGUUACCAUGGCUUGCAACAGCGGAAAGUUGCGUUGCGCCCAACGCGAAGCAGUAGGCUAGUCUGCCAAGGGAUGCUUCCCAUGGGGGUUCCAAUAAGCGUUCUCACCGAUAGCUACAAGGCAACGCACUUUUUGCAAUACCCCAAGGCGCAAAAGAUGGUAGCGUAUGGGGAGUUCCGCCAGGGCUUCAAUAAAGACAAGGUUGACACGCGUAUGGUGUCAUACGGCAUGCGCUACCUGGUAGAGAACUAUAUUGCAAGGCCCUGGACCAUGGAAGAUGUGGAAAUGGCCGAGGCUUUUUACAGGACGCACAUGUCCCCCAACUACACCUCUUUUCCCUUCCCGCGGGACCUUUUUGAAAAGUUUAUCCGGGAGAAUGACGGCUACUUCCCGGUCACGUUGGAGGCCCUGCCGGAGGGCACCUGCAUCCAUGCGCGCGUGCCGGUGUACCAGGUGGGGUGGGGGGAGGAGGAGGAGC